Messenger RNA from Cyphomyrmex costatus, 2592 nucleotides. RefSeq names its product cGMP-dependent protein kinase, isozyme 1. The transcript is spliced from 13 exons. The coding region runs from base 405 to 2567 and encodes 720 amino acids. Gene Ontology annotation, biological process: protein phosphorylation. The record is from RefSeq and is a predicted model, not a curated record. Gene Ontology annotation, molecular function: cGMP-dependent protein kinase activity; ATP binding. NCBI's taxonomy places the organism in Eukaryota, Metazoa, Arthropoda, Insecta, Hymenoptera, Formicidae.
AGCCUGUACGAACGUUUGACAAAGAACACGAAGGCAAUCUUAUUAACAGAAAAAGAAUAGACUCAUUAGAUAAGAUACUCGCGCGCCACAUAUACCUGCUUGUUGACACUGCUCGUAGCUGUUAUCGACUAGAUAAGAUUUCUGCGUCUUUGUCGUACCUGAGGUAUCAGUCGAACGUGCGAAUUCAUGCGGUACACCUUCGUGCGGUCGUACUUGAAAAAAAAAAAAAAAAAGAUCUAUGUCUCUUUACUCCGAGAUUGUACGAGCGAAGAGCGCGUAAUCUUCCUUGACAUCCUUAGUGGGCCCUCCGGCGCAGGAUUCUCAGUUUAGCUUAAAAGAUUUCCCACGUCAACCUGAAGGGUGUUAAAAGAAUUUGUUUUGGACAUGCUUUGGACGAAGAUAACAUGAGGUUCUCAUGCUUCCCGAGGGCCAACAUCCUCGGGCAGAGGGGUAGCAUCAAUCUCACCCCUCUGCCGGGCUACGAGGACUCCAGCUUCACUAUAGGCGUCGUACGUCUUAUUAACAUACGUCCGUUACCUGGUACCAUUCCUCCGAUAAAUGUAAAUGGCACUAUUCCAUCAUCCUCCGAAUCAUCCACAUCAGAAAAGAAAAUCAUACCAUCGCCGUCUGAGUCCAAUCAUGUCAAUCAUCUUUCAACACAUCAAGAAGAGUCCGGAUUAGAUGAUACGGCUGCUGUGAACAAUGGAGAACAGCACGUGAAUAAUCCAAGAGGUGGCGUCAUCGGAAGAACGCCAACGCCACCCUCGGCACCGACACCCGUAUACGAGAAAGAUGCCAGGAGUGCCAGGCAAAUUACAAAGGCCAUUUUGGAGAAUGAAUUUCUGGGUAAUCUUGAAGAAAAUCAGGUGGAGGCACUCGUUUCUGCUAUGUAUCCAAAACAAAUUCCCGCUAAUACUCUAGUAAUCCGAGAGGGCGAUAUAGGCUCGCACUUGUACGUGUCGGCGGAAGGAGAUUUCGACAUUUACGAGGGGAACAAAUUCCAACGAAGUUUCGGACCAGGAGUUGCGUUUGGAGAAAUUGCUUUAUUAUAUAACACGAAAAGACUUCGAUCUAUUAGCGUAAAGAAAGCUGGAAAAGUAUGGGUACUCGACAGAUCAGUAUUUCUAACUAUAAUGAUGAGAACAGCUCAAGAACAAUUGGAGGGCAACAUCCGUUUCCUCCAACGUGUUUCCGUUCUUCAAAAACUUCCGGAACCUAAAGACCAUGUGCUCGCGAAGAUAUCCGACCUCAUAAGAGUAGAAUUUUUCCCGGCUGGAGCGAAAAUACUACGACAGGGCGAGAAGGGUGAGAAAUUCUAUAUAAUCAGCGGCGGCAACGUACGGAUCACCAAAGACACCGAAUACGGAGGCGAGGAGGAACUGGUAGUUCUCGGUAAAGGAGAUUAUUUCGGCGAAUUGGCUCUCUACGAUGACGAGGGUGAACGACGUGCCAACGCGAUCGCGCUUGCACCUGGAGUCGAAUGCUUGACUCUGGACAGAACGUCAUUCCUGAACUAUCUGGGCAGUCUGGAUGAGAUUCGUAACAAGGACUGGUUAGCUGAGUACGAAAAGCAAAAGCGUUCGUUGACUCCGAAGAAGUGGACUAACGAGUAUGCAAAUUUAACCUUGAGCGACCUUGAAACGAGGGGAACAUUAGGAGUUGGUGGAUUCGGCCGUGUCGAAUUGGUCACGCUCAGAUCCGACUCGAAUAAAAGCUUCGCUCUGAAGAAACUCAAGAAGAAGGUCAUGGUCGAGCAACAACAGCAAGAACACGUGCUGAAUGAGAAACAUAUUAUGCAAGCAUGCGAUUCUCCUUUUAUAUGCAAGCUUUAUCAAACUUACAAGGAUAGCAAGUACGUCUAUUUUCUCAUGGAAGUAUGUCUGGGUGGAGAUGUUUGGACGACCCUUCAAAGGAGACGUCUUUUCGAUGACGCCACUACACAAUUUAUGGUCGGCUGUGUAGUAGAAGCCCUCGAUCAUCUUCAUUCACUAAACAUUGUUUAUCGAGAUCUCAAACCAGAGAAUCUUAUGCUUGACACACGUGGCUAUUUGAAGUUGGUGGACUUUGGUUUUAGUAAGAAAAUUGGUCCGGCUAAAACGUGGACGUUUGCAGGUACGCCAGAGUAUGUUGCGCCGGAAAUUAUUUUAAAUAAAGGCCAUGACAGAGCGGUGGAUUAUUGGGCUCUCGGCAUCCUAACUCAUGAGCUUCUCGUUGGUAAGCCGCCUUUCCGAGGAUCCGAUCAUAUGACGACUUAUAACAAUAUUCUCAAGGGAAUCGAAAUGGUUAGUAUACCAAACAUCGUCAACAAAAACGCUAAUAAUCUCAUCAAGAAACUACUUCGUUUGAACGCUUCCGAACGAUUGGGUUACCAGCGAAACGGGAUACAGGAUAUUCGCGAUCACAAAUGGUUUUCCGGAUUUAACUGGCAAGCACUUCAAAGAUUGGCUUUACCGGCUCCCAUUGUACCAACGGUACGACAUCAACUCGAUACACGAAACUUUGAAAGGUAUCCAUCUGACCGCGAUAUUCCACCAGAUGAAUUUUCUGGCUGGGACAUGGAAUUCUGAAAAUGAAUAUAACACAGAUACAUAC